GUCGUUUAAGGAUCAAUAAUUGUGAGACAGUGUUAUAUCGAUUUUAGCAUUCUUGGCUGGAGUGAUAUUAAAAGAAGGUGUACCUUAUUACGGAAGUGUAGAAAUAUAAAUUAUACGUUAAAUAUGGAAUCCGAAGAGGGGGAAACAUAUUUGAAACAAGGAAUGACGGUACGCAGCGAAAAGAAUACAACUAUCGACUACGAUGAAGACAGAUUGCACGAGAUGACAGCAUCGUAUUCGGAGAUAUCAUUUGAUUCGCAAUCAUCUCCACCUGUAUCAGAGUUAAGAUCGUUGAUCGAUUCCCCAGAUAUCGAUGGAACAAAACUCCUGGAAGACAGUUUAGAGAAAAUGAACGGAAUUGGUAGUAGACCGGACCAGUUGAAUUUAAAAAAUAGAGAAGCUAGCCCAGUCGAGGAUGAAGAUAUAGAUCCCCCGAGUUAUCAUAAAGCAAUGGGAUAUUUACAAUUGGAAGGAACAGUAAUGCAAGAUGGUGAUAUGGUAUUAUUCGUUGCGGAAGAUUUAGAAAAUAAAAUUAAGUUAUCUAGCCCUGUGACAAAAAAGGGAGAAACUCCAUCUUUUCCGGGUUCUCGCAGUUCUACACCGUGUUUAUACAGGCAAGCCUUGACACCUCAAGUGCCUCUUCUCGAUCAUAACGUAUUAAACGAAUUAGAGAUGGAAGCGAGGAAAGUGGCCACCUCUGUGGACGCGUUAACAGAAAAUUUAGCAGCUAUUCUACAUAGCGCAUCCGCACUCACUGUAGCCUGUUUGGAAACAUACAGGGAUGCUGUAUGUAAAACAUGCGACGCUGUGGAUCACAAUAUUAAAUCCAUGUAUCAAUUAAUGGCAAAAUGCGAAGAAUUAUCGAAAUCAAUGGGACCUAUAUAUAAGCUUGCGGAACAAAUUAAAGAAAUGAAGAGAAUGUUGGAGCUAUUCGAAAGCGCUAUGAAUUUGUAAUUUGUAUGCAGGGAGAAUGAUACUUUUCCUAUAAGAUCGUACGAUUAAGAUAUUCGUCUGUUUCAACUUAUCGGAUCAUCCGGAAAACUAGUUUCGUAGUUCUAAGUUGUUUAAUUUUGGAAAAUAUAAUUUUGUUAAAAUUCAACGUUUCUUUCCUUU
Messenger RNA from Eufriesea mexicana, 1113 nucleotides. RefSeq names its product BLOC-1 related complex subunit 6 (gene BORCS6). The transcript has 4 exons. The coding region runs from base 124 to 954 and encodes 276 amino acids. Gene Ontology annotation, cellular component: BORC complex. NCBI's taxonomy places the organism in Eukaryota, Metazoa, Arthropoda, Insecta, Hymenoptera, Apidae. Gene Ontology annotation, biological process: lysosome localization. The record is from RefSeq and is a predicted model, not a curated record.